AUGUUGACUUACCAGCCCACACCCGCUGGAGUUGUGUCGCAUAUGGUCCGACCCGAUGCCUACCCACCACAGCAUCAAAGGAAGGCCAACUCGAUCGAUCUGAACGAUGACUUCCACCGCCUGGUGCGAGCGCUGUCUGAUGUCCUAGGCCCAUCUUCCGGAAUAGACUCGGCGGACGUUGACGAGAACGAUCUCAUCCGCCUCAUGGAAGAGUAUACAUCAAAAGAAAGUCAGUGGCAUCAAUACGCCUUUGCCGACCUCAGCCGAAAUUACACCCGGAAUCUUGUGGACGAAGGGAAUGGCAAAUCGAAUUUGUUGGUGUUGGUCUGGAAUCCUGGACGGGGUAGUCCAAUCCACGACCAUGCCAACGCACAUUGUGUGAUGAAAAUCCUCAAGGGCAGUCUCAAAGAAACGCUGUAUUCCCUGCCGCCGUGUUCCGCAGAUACCAAAACGGAGUCAUCUGGCACGCUGACUCCACCGCAAAUCCUCAGGGAGACGAGCUAUUCUGUGAACCAAGUUUCGUACAUUUCAGACAAGAUUGGCCUCCACAAGAUAUCCAACCCGUCCAGCAGCGAAGUGGCUGUUUCAUUACAUCUAUACACGCCACCUCAUGCUGCCAACUUUGGGUUCAACCUCUUUGACGAAAAGACCGGGAAACCAACACACAUAUCACAAGCCGGCGUCUUUUCAGACCGUGGCCAACUCGUUGAGAGGUGCAAGUUUGGUUCGCUUUGA
Messenger RNA from Capronia epimyces CBS 606.96, 735 nucleotides. Its product is annotated as cysteine dioxygenase. The record is from RefSeq and is a predicted model, not a curated record. Gene Ontology annotation, molecular function: ferrous iron binding; cysteine dioxygenase activity. The transcript has a single exon. Gene Ontology annotation, biological process: L-cysteine catabolic process. Lineage: Eukaryota; Fungi; Ascomycota; Eurotiomycetes; Chaetothyriales; Herpotrichiellaceae. The coding region runs from base 1 to 735 and encodes 244 amino acids.